AUGGAUCGAAGGCACGGCAGCUCGAGGCAGCCUCCGGGUGGGACCGGUGUCCGUCGGAAGCUGUCCAUCAAAUCGACCGGUAACGGCCCGUCCGGAGCCGACCAGAAAGACUCCAAACCGGACCGGAAAGUGGACCGAAACAGCAAUAUCCAGCAGCCGUCACAGCAGCAGUACCCUUCAAACUUUGCCUCCGUGCACCGGGCACCCCGGCCGAUUGGCAGCAUAGCGGCGGCGAUCAAACGAACGGCCGGUCAGCAUGCAAUGCUCGAGUUGCAUCGGGACUUCCCGGCCACGUCCGGCGGAGUGGGUUCCGAGCACCAGCAGCAGCAGCAGCAUAAAUCGAGACAGUUCACCUCGAAAGGAGGUGGCCCGUCCGUCUACAAAGCGGCACGGGACGAGUCGCGCUCGAAAGUGGCCUCGCUGACGCCGGAGUCAGCACGUUUCGUCACCCAGCCCGAAAACAAUGGUAGAAUAUUUAAUCAACCAUCGCUGCCGCUUCCGGUGCAGAUACCGAAUCCUUACGCUGCUGCCCGUCAUCCCAGCGUGACCCAACAGCAGCAAAGGGCCGAUUAUCUACAGCGACUGGCACCGCCGCCGCCGACGACGACGACUGUCACCGGAAGUCAAAGGACCGUAGCCGGGGCGCUUCCGGGAGCCGCUAGGUCCGGGGGUUCCGCGGCGGUCACCAGACAACAGCAGCCGAGCCCAGCCUUCGAACUGUCAGCGCUACCGGCGACGGGAAGCGCCCGGUUCACGCCAAAGCUGCUGAACGAAAUCUACGAGAAACACUUGUUGAGUCAGACCACUUUCGAUGGAGGUCCUGCGCUCGAACGGACGCAAGGUUCAACCCUUCAACCGAAGGCAGCCGUCGAAGCGGGCCGCACGCUAACGAAGAGUGACACGCGGUUGCGUGCCGUUCCCGGGACGCGGGAGGGUGGGCCGCCCAAGGAGGCCCACGGCUCGUCGGUGGUCGGAAAUCAUAAUUAUGAUCGAGCCCACCGGCAGGAUAAUGUGUACGAGUCCGUUCGAAGCAAUUAUCAUAUCUACGAAAAGAUUGACUCGCGUCGAGCUUCACUCGGGACCGCGGCCGGGCCACCGGUGGAGCAGUACGUACGUCCGGUGGCGCCUUUUUCCGCCGGAUCGCCACUGCCACCGCCCCUCCAUCCACGUCCCAAAUCACACCCGGCAGCCGCACUUCAGCUUGGCACCGGGCCAACACUGCCUAGUGCCGUGGAACCGGUGCAGAUCGCAACCGGAAGUUCGAGUCUUUCGCCGAUCCACGAACGGCCACCGUUGCCGGGGAAUCCUGGCAGGACCCUCGCCACGCAGCGCAGUGGCAGCUUUACGCGCACCGAGCGCAUCAACAUCGCCCUCGAGACGGCCAAAGCCAUCGCCACGGCAGCAUACAUCGAAAGGGCUGCACAACGAUUGGCUUCCGGCGGUGGCGGUGUUGAGCCUGUGGGCGGCGGUUCAACGACGGCGGAAAUGACGGCGGCGAAUGGUGCAUUCUGCGGGGCGAUCCAGCGGACGCCCCCACCAAUCCCGGCCGGAUUGGCCCGGCGGAUGGCGAAUCGCGAAAACGUUGGCCUCGGCAAGGUCAAAGUCAUGCUUCGCGUAUCGGAUGACCCACCGACGACGGCGGCGGCAGCGGCGACGGGACUACGGCCGUCGGGAAACUGCGACCAGCCGGCGGACCAGUCGGCGCCACCACCACCAGCGACCGCACCCACCUACUUGACCGUGGACAAGAAGAAACGCCAGGUGACGCUCACGGAGACUACGGCGACCAGCGCCCAGCCCGAGCGCGGACCGAUGGUGUCCGCUCCGAAAAUGUUUGCAUUCGAUGCAUUAUUUACGACCGAAGACUCGCAGCAAGACAUCUGCGGUACGGCACUGUCCGAGGUGAUUCCCGCCGUCCUGGAAGGAUCUGAUGGAUGUCUGCUGUCGCUCGGAUACCCUGGAGCAGGCCAAUCACGCACAAUGUUCGGCACGGUGACGGCUCCCCCGGGAGACCUCGGCGCGAUCCCGUGCGCCAUCUCCUGGCUGUACAAGGGCAUUAAUGAGAAACGUCAAAAAUCGGGCGCCCGGUUUUCGGUCCGCGUCAGUGCGCUCGGUGUGAACGCCACGAAGCCCGGCUCGUCGUCGAGGGAUUUGCUGGCCGGACAUGCGACAGAGUCGGACGAUUCGCCCGGGAUGUACCUGCGAGGCGAUUUUCUUGGGCGGCCGACGGAGCUCCGGGCACCGAACGCCGAGCGGGCGGCCCUGUUCCUGGAUCUCGCCCUAUCAGGACGGUCGCAGUGUAACUACGAGCCGGCCCUAAUCUACACCCUGCACGUCUACCAGUACAGUCUGUCCGGCAAGCGAGGAGUCGAAGGUGGACGAAGUCGGUUGCAUCUGAUCGAUCUGGGUGGGUGUGCCAACCGGACCGGAGGUCUUCCGCUGUCCGGUAUCGGGAACGUGCUGCUGGCGAUUCUGAGUGGCCAGAAGCAUCCUCCGAAUCGGGACCAUCCACUGACGCCACUGCUCCGGGAUUGUUUGGCUCCCAUCACCUGCCACGUGGCGGUCGUUGCCCACGUGUCUCACUCACAGACCCACGCAGACACGCUGACCACGAUCCAGCUGGCUUCACGGAUCCACCGGAUGCGGCGAAGAUUGCGGCCGCGAAACCAUCUGUUUGGUGGGGCCGAUAAAGGCCUGACCGGUGGAUCCUCCGGUCACCAAUCGGGCGGUUCCUCCGAAGGUCCAGACCCGUCCAGUUCAGACUUUUCGCAGGACACCGUCAUCUACAUGGGGCCGUGCGACGAUCCGACCGACGGCGAACAUCCGCCCGUCUACCUGCCCAGCCUGAACUCGGGCGACAAUCGGUGCGCUAUGAACAAGGUCCUGAAGGGGUCGGUGGCUGAAAAGCCAACGGCGGCUGCGGUGGCCUCACCGAAGAAGAAGACUUCCACCGGAAGCACCUCGAAAGCAACGAGUAGUCCGGCGCCAACGACGUCAGCCAGCGCUGGUCAAGGACGAACGGAUAGCCUGAAGCGGGGCCAACUCUACGGCAACCACCAGCUGCCGGCGCCAGGACCGGAGCUGGCGUCCCAGCACGGCUCGCCCAAGGUGGUGGCGGGAGCCUUUAAGCAUGUGCCUGGCGUCAGUAAAGGCUCCAACAUUCCGACGCCCAAAGGAUCCCCGAUGAGGCGACCGGCGGCUGUGGUGGCUGCGGCCACGACUACCGCUGCCAUCCCCAUCCCCAUACACGGGUCCAUCCCGCGCGAUAGUCCUUCGCGUCAGAUCAGCGAAGAGAAGUGGAUCGACGGACCGCGCGUAUCCAAAUCGAAGGUCCACGAAGCGCGCCAUCUGCUGCGGGAGAUCAACCACGUGAAGAAGUGCGAAACGUGGGUCGAUGGUCCGAGAAGGAUUCCGGCAGUGCAUGGCGGGGCCGUCGCUCCCGGAGCCACGCAAACUCCCCCGGCGGGACAGACCGGGACCGCAGCCGGUGCGGCGACGGCUGUGGGGUACGGGUUCAUGGAUACGCACAAGAAGAACAUGAUCCGCCAGUGGGUCGAAAACCAAUCGAUCCAGCUCCUGCAGCAGUCCCUGUCCGCCAACAGUUCCCCGAUGCACACGAAGCAUCACGCCACCUACAGUUUGCCAAAGUUCCGCCCGAGUCGCUCGGACGAGGAUGGGUUCCUGACGCUGGAGCUCGAACGGGUCGACGAUCCUGCGGCGAUGGUCAACCCGAUUGCACUCCGUGGUUUCACGGCAUCGACCGCAUCCAGCGCCGCGGCCAACAUCUCCGAAAGUCACGUCCGAACGGGGCUCAAGCAGGCUUACAGUCUGGACGCUGAACCGCCGCCAGCGGCCAGCGCCCCACCACCGAGCCAGCAUCCGGUUCAUCCGAGCCAACUUCCGGCCCACCAUCAACCACCGGUGUACGCCUCGGUCAAUACGGCCGGGAAGGUGUCGAGUACUUCGGUUGCGUCCGUCCACGACAGCAAUCACUCGGAGCGAUCGCGAGCUCCGUCGCAGGCCAGUGACCGGGUUUCGCACGCACCGCAGGAAGAGGAAGACCAGGACAGUGGGCCCUCGGAGGUGCCGCCCGCACUGCCCCUGAUGGAUCCGCUCGGAUCGCGCGAGAUCUCGCACGAGAGCAUCCACAUGCUCUGCUCGCGGCACGCCUCCCGGGACGACGCCAUGAGUGUCCACAGCCACACCAGCCACCAUACGGCCGGCAUGAUGAUGGACUGCGGCCUGCAGGUCACCGAGGACGAGAUAGCGAAAGCAAUGAAGGGGGAACAUCCGCUGAGCGCCCUCAGCCACGGCGAGCUGUCCGUCGUAUCGAGCUUUAAUGUUGGUGGUGGAGAUGUCUUCAGCGACUGCGUCAUCGGCGAUAGUAUGAGAAGCCAAUUCGAUCAACUAGCGCGACUGCGCGAGAUCUUCACCUCCCAGCUGGCGAUGGCCGAGGUAACGCCCUCGUUCCGGCUCGGCGACACCAACAGCGUGUACAGUGAGCCGGCGUACCGCUUCAACGCCGGCCCGGGCAGUGUCUGCAGCGAACCCGCGUACCGUCCGCCAAGCCCUCGCUGUCGGGACUGUCGCCAGUCGCUGACCAUGUCCCGAACCCCCAGCCAAAGCUCACUGCCCAGCCUGACGGGGAUCGUGGCGAUCGCCGGGAUGGAGCAGUACGCCUCGCUCCGGCACCCGGACGGUGCUUCCGAUCCCAAUCUGCCCAAGCUGGAGAAGCCUUCCGAUGACCCAACGGCCCCGGAGCUCCGGAGCGACCAGGACCAGCGACCGCUACACAUCCGCGAGAACCCGCUGGCGGAGCUGCUGUGCCGAGCGCAGGAAGACCCAGACGACGACACCGAUGGGGCGGCCCGCCUAAAGCCCAGUUCCGCGCUGCUUCCCCAACAGAACCUUCCCGCACUGCCCCUGCUGCCGAUUUCCACGCCCGAAGCGUACGACAGUGGCCACGACUCGACGCCUCGCACCUCGAAGCACUCGGGUAUCAGCAGGCGAGCCGAAAGCGGUUACCACAGCGUGGGCACGGUCCGUGACAGCGAUGAGUCCAGCUUCGGAUCGGCCGCGUCCCGAGCCCACCAGAAAUCGGCCGGGGCGUCCGGCAAGAAGCGCCACCGACCGAGCGACAACAAAUCGCUCUGCCACUGGCUGCGGAACCCCUUCAACUGCACCUACCCGGACACGGAGGGCGAAAUCAGUGACUUCUAA
Messenger RNA from Anopheles bellator, 5220 nucleotides. Its product is annotated as kinesin-like protein CG14535. The record is from RefSeq and is a predicted model, not a curated record. Gene Ontology annotation, molecular function: microtubule motor activity; microtubule binding; ATP binding. The transcript has 13 exons. Bases 1 to 5220 code for a protein of 1739 amino acids. Lineage: Eukaryota; Metazoa; Arthropoda; Insecta; Diptera; Culicidae. Gene Ontology annotation, biological process: microtubule-based movement.